GGACAUAAUCAGCGCGGUAAGUUUGCAGAACCUUACAGCCAGUCUCGGCCAGCAGGGAGCUCACUUCUUUCAGCUUUUCUGAGGUUGCAAAGUCCACUGACACCAUGUCUGACACAGAGGAAGUUGAUCAGGUCGAGGCCGUAGAAGAGGAGGUAGUAGAAGUAGAGGUGGCCCCUGAGGCGGCCCAUGAGCCAGAGGCAGAGGCAGAGGCAGAACCAGAACCAGAGCCAGAACCAGAACCAGAGGUAGAGCCAGAGCCUGAGCCUGAGCCAGAACCUGAGGCUGAGCCUGAGGCUGAGCCUGAGGCUGAAGACGCCAUUGAAGAGGAAGAGGAAAAGCCAAAGUUCAAGCCCACCGCUCCAAAGAUCCCAGAUGGUGAUAAAGUGGACUUUGAUGACAUUCAGAAGAAGCGUCAGAACAAAGAUCUGGUUGAGCUGCAGGCUUUGAUCGAUGCUCACUUUGAGCACAGGAAGAAGGAGGAGGAGGAGCUGAUCGCGCUCAAGGAUAGAAUCGAGAAGCGUCGUGCUGAGAGGGCCGAGCAACAGAGGGUCCGCGCUGAGAAGGAGAAGGAGCGCCAGGCCAGACGUGAGGAAGAGAGGCGGGUCAGAGAGGAGGCUGACGCCAAGAAGAAGGCAGAGGAUGAGGCAAAGAAGAAGUCUGCUCUGUCCAGCAUGGGCUCCAACUACAGCAGCCACCUGCAGAGAGCCGACCAGAAGAGAGGAGGAAAGAAAGAAACUGAGAGAGAGAAGAAGAAGAAGAUCCUGGCUUCCAGACGCAAGCAACUGAACAUCGACCAUCUGAACGAAGACAAGCUGAAAGAUAAGAUCAACGAGCUGUACGAAUGGAUGUGUCAGCUGGAGUCUGAGAAAUUCGACCACAUGGAGAGACUGAAGAGGCAGAAGUAUGAGGUUACAACCCUGCGUAAGAGAGUGGAGGAGCUCAGUAAAUUCAGCAAGAAGGGAGCCGCCGCCCGCCGCAGAAAGUAGACUGGUCCGCUCCGCUGCUGCUCAGACACCAAACUACAACCGCCUCGAUCGCACGCCUGAAGAAGAAGAAGAAGAAGAAGAAGAAGAAACACACACUGUGGAGAAGCCAUUAACGCUGAGGUUUACCCUGCGGUUACCCAACCACAUCCUGAUAGAUGCAACCAGGAGCCUCUAGCUGCUGUAGGAAUAAAAACUAAACUAAACUCAUGCGCCGUCUCGCUUCCUCGCCUUGACUGUUUGGUUCUCGGUAUUUUUGUAAAUAAAGUGUGACUCUCCAAAGCCAUGACUGUAGAUCUGUUGUUAUUCACAAAUCAAUAAAGUUCAGUAUUUUUA
Scomber scombrus (Atlantic mackerel) is the source of this 1319-nucleotide messenger RNA. RefSeq names its product troponin T type 3a (skeletal, fast) (gene tnnt3a). The record is from RefSeq and is a predicted model, not a curated record. Gene Ontology annotation, biological process: sarcomere organization; muscle contraction; regulation of muscle contraction. The transcript is spliced from 14 exons. Gene Ontology annotation, cellular component: troponin complex. NCBI's taxonomy places the organism in Eukaryota, Metazoa, Chordata, Actinopteri, Scombriformes, Scombridae. The coding region runs from base 105 to 986 and encodes 293 amino acids. Gene Ontology annotation, molecular function: troponin I binding; tropomyosin binding; troponin C binding.